AUGAAUAAAAUAUGUAAUUCAUGUCAAGCAAAAAAAUGGCCGGCUGAAGCUCCUGGACUGUGUUGUAGUGGUGGCAAAGGGCAAACAUUUAAAUAUGUAGGAUUAGAUUUACGGCAAGACUGUUUUUCGCACGGCCAACUAUAUGUCGCGUUGUCAAGAUCAGGUUGCGGAAACAAUCAAUAUAUUCUUCUGCCACAAGAAAAUAAAACGAAAAAUAUAAUUUACUCAGAAGUACUUUAA
This is a messenger RNA of Parnassius mnemosyne (clouded apollo), 240 nucleotides long. NCBI's taxonomy places the organism in Eukaryota, Metazoa, Arthropoda, Insecta, Lepidoptera, Papilionidae. The record is from the annotation of a GenBank genome assembly.